AUGAAGAAAAAAAAAGUCGUCAAGCUGAAGGAGGAAUACGUGCCUAAAGGGAACUACUUUAGCAAAGAUGCCCUGCUGACCAACAUCUUCAUGCAGAGCGCGGAGAACGUGCUGUCUGAAGUCGAGUCGAAGAAUUCCCAACUGAUAGUUAACUGCAUAAACAAGUUGCAUAAAAAAAAUCUGCAAACGAAAUUGAAGGCUAUAAAUGAACUAAUUGUACACCUGAGCACGUACGACGAAGACGAAGUGAGCCACCUGUUCUCCUCCUUUGUCAGCGUGUACAAAAAGUUGAUAUAUCACCCGAACUAUGGCUUGAGGGAAAACCUAAACCUGUGCCUGAAGUUGUUCAUAGUAAAAGUUAAGACCAAGAUCAAGGCCCACCUCAGUGUGUUCCUGCCGCCACUCUUUGUGUCCCUCUUCGACUACAGCAAAAAUGUAAAACACAUCGCGGGAGAAAUUCUGCUCAUCAUUUUCCCCCCCAAAGGGAAGACCCAAGAAUCGGGGGCGGUGGAAGACCCAGUCAGGCAGCCUCCAGUAAAGGCAAAAAAAACGAAACCGGGAAAGAUACGCCUACAGGAGGAACUCAAGCUUUACGGAGUGAUAAAAAAUUUGAAGGUCAAUUUGACUAACCUGUAUAACUGCCUCAAGUAUGUUGGAGGUCCCCUCUGUGAGGAAGUCACGAAAAACUUGAACAACAAAAAGAACGACGAGGAUUACGAUUAUGGUGUGUACCUGUUCAACGUGGUUUGUUUUUAUCCAUCCCUUUUGUACAUGCUGGUGAGAAUUGCCAAGGGGUGUGACGACCAGGGGGGGAACGAGAAGCGCCCCGUGGAGGACAACGAUACAACGGCCUCACCAAACCGUAACGACGUCAACUCAGUGAAGCAGUUCAUUCGAACGGAAUUCCCCACCUUCGCCAGCACGUUCAGCCUCUUCUUCGAUGCAGUAAACUCAAUUUACAAAGAAAGCAAAGACAAUGAACGAGUAAAGAAAAUGCUCUUCCUGGCUGUCUACAACAUUAUAUACUUGCUGAAAAAGUAUAAAUUAAAUUACUCCGAUUUUGGUGAAGAAAAAACAAACACAGAAAUCUUCAAUUACAUAUCUUCUGUCAUCAGCAACAGAGAUGAGUAUAUCCUGAAACAUAUAAAUCACUUGUUGCUUUUGUAUUUUUUUUCAGCAAAUAAAAAAAUGAUUAACGAGAAUUUAUUAAAAUGUUAUUUGUCCCUAAUUAAGCAAAACAAAAUUAUGAAGAACGAAAUUUUUAAUUAUAACAUUUCUUUAUUCAUCUUCAUAUUUGAGAAGAAUGAUAUUCGAGAUUUUUUUUUUUUUUUUUUUUUAUAUUUUUGUUUUUACUGCUACAGCACGGCAUGUCAUCUUCGCUGGUUGUUUAUUACGACUUGUUACACCAUUUGCUUGGCUACUUCACGGGGGAAGAGACAACCCAUGUGGGGAGCAGCCUCAGCGAAAGGAAAGAUACAGACAAUCCUUGCUCAAAAAAUUGGCGUACCUUAUAAAUGCUCAUUCGUGAAGGAACAGCAUCUUUAUGAGGCUCUGUCGAAUAUAUACUACUGCCAGAAGAAGAAGCCAAGUAAGGACGGUAAGGAUAAGGAUCAGUUUGAAGAAUUAAAGAGGAAAAUAAUUGCCGACAAGUUGGAGGAUGCUACCUUCAUCCGUACCUACAUCAACUUUCUCAAGUCACCCAGAUGUACAAACACAAUGAUUCUAAGUUGUUUGCACAUGCUCAAUGUGUACACGAGAGACCUGGCGAAGGAGUUGGGGAGAGGUGAUACGAUGAACAGUGAAGCACUUCUUAGUCGGUCUGGAAGUUCCCCCCAGUGUGGUGGAAGCCUUAGCGGAAGGCACAAAUAUCACGAAGCGGUUGAUUUCAUUUUGAACCUUCUAACAGAACUGAAAGGGGUGGUGUUUUUACGAGGGGAUGAAGUGGACAGCCCAGGAGAUGUAGCUAACCAAAGUAAUGCCUCUGUCAGGAUAGCCUUCAUUCACACUUUGAAGUGCACCUUCAAAAUCGCUUGCCUGAUGGUGGAGGAAAGAAAUUACGGUGCCUCUGGUAUGGUGAAGAAGCAUUGGGGGCUGUUGGAGUAUCUCUUAGCGCAGGGGGAAGUGGAGGAUGAAGAGGUUUCGCUGGAACGGGUGUUCUGCGUGUUCAUGGACUUUAUGAAAUGGGGCAAAAGUGGGGACAGAGAAAAGGAGAACCUUUCAGACGGGGCAACCCAUGGGGGAGACGCCCUGUUCAGCUCCCUCGACGUCACUCUGAACCUCUUGGCGUUCAUUUGCUCCAAGGGGGGCAAGUCGUGCGAUGCCCUGGCCAAGUCCCUCCAGGAGGCACUUCUUGGAGGAUCUCCAACUAAAGACACUGUUGAGAAGCAGCUGACCAUCUGCGUGAAGCUGAUCAAUUUUAUGAGGAAGGAGCGCACAAAAUUUUUCGACCUCUCGGAGACUGCCCUGCAAAUAUACAAUUACUACCUCCUGCAGGGUGUGAGGGGUGGAGGUGCUUCCCCUUUUGAGGACAAUCGCAAGGAUUGUGAUGGCCGCCAUGGUCUGGAGUGUGCACCACUGAAGGCGUUUUACGCCGCCGUGCAGUGGGACGCAGAAGACCAUCUCGACCUCUUUGGAGAGCAGUUCUACCAAGGUGUGUUCCAUUCGUAUUGGACAAAAAUGAAUUUGAGUAGAACCCUCCCGGAUGAAGAUUUUUCUUUGUUCUUUUUCUCCUACUAUGUAAUGAGAACGAGGAAGGAGACUAGCCCCCCACUGGACGAUGUCCACCUACAUUUGUUAUUUGCAAUUCUCUUAAAUGUGAAAGACCAACAUGUAGAGAGACACAUGAAGGAAUUGUUCGUGUCGUCAAAACUGAGUAAGGAUAGUACAUUCUCCUGCCUGCAAGUGAUGCGGGAUGUGUACAAGUGGUGUAUGCAAAACGAUGAAGAGGACAGAAGGGGGAAGAUGUUGUGGUCCCACUCCUUCACUUCCACCAUGAACCUGUGUAAGGAUGACUAUGAUGAAAGCGAAAGUGACGACAUGAGUGAAGUGGCCGAGGGGGACAAUUUCAACGUUGGCCUACUUGUGAGUAACUCUUUGGUCAGGCUAACCUACAUUGGUGAGGAGGAGGAAGAAGAGAACACGAACACCGCACUGGAUAGCAGCGAGUUGAAGAGGGAAGACGAGGAGCGUCCCACAAAAGGAAGUGUUCGAGAAGAGAGCAGUAGAGAAGGAUUCUUAUCGUUACGCAAAAGGGAUAUCCUGAAUCCGCGAUUCAUAGAACGACUGCUAAGUGUGUACAAGCUGUAUUACCAAGUGGAGUGUUUUUCCAUUGGCCACUUGAAGGAAUUCACCAUGCUAUGUUUUGACGUGACCACUCCAGGGGCAAGUGAGGAAAAGUCCCUGAAGGAGUCAUACAAGAAUCAAGCAUUAUACCGAUUCUGCAAUUUCUACCAUUUCGCCUAUGCCAACAUAAAAAAUAAAUUUUUGUUCUAUCACAUCGUCUGCUUGAAAGAUAAGAUACAAACAAGUGAGGGAGACGAAAUGGGGAUGCUGGAUCUGCUCAUUUAUGUGUUCAGGCAGCUGGGCGGGAAUAAGAGCAGGAGGAAGAAGUCACAUCCCCACCAUGUGAGCAUAUCAGAUGUCGUGUGCGUCAUGAGACAGGUGAAUAAAUGGGACGUCUUCAACAUCUGUAGGGACAUCAUAACGUGUCGUAGAGGCAGUGGGGGUCUUUCUGCAGAAGCGUUGAGGGAAGUCAUUAGCGAGCUUGACAAUUUUAAGGUGAAGAGCUUGUUCGACUUGCAAGUGAAGGUGUUCCUAUUUGAGGAGUGUCUCUUAUGCGGCGGCAGCGACGGUAGCGGCGGUAGCGGCGGUAGCGGCGGUAGCGGCGGCGAUGGGGCAGAGGGAGGUGUUACCAGGGAAGAUGCCCCCCACCGAGAUGGCAAGCAGUAUGAAGACGAAAUGAUCAAGCUGAAGGAGAGACUGCCGCGAGGUAUGCACACCUACGUGGACAAGAACCUUGCCCUGAACGUGAAAGGAGAGCUACCUUGCUUAAACCUUCUGUACCACUUGAUAUGCAUCAGUAGCAGAUACGAAGAUGUUAAUCUGUUCGAGUGCGCUAUCGUGAGGAGGAAAGUACUCCUAGGGUUGGCCCUGCAGUAUGUUACUUGGACCAACUUUGAUGUGUUCUUUUGUUGCCUCGGCUUUGUGAAGGGCGCCUUUCCGGGGGAAUACAUCCCCCCCGAGCGGGUCGACCUGCCCAAGGGAGUUUUACUGAGUGAAGUACCCCCGACUGAAGCACAGCCAAAUGACGACCCCCCAAGUGACGCCCACCGUGUGGAGGAGGCCUUCUGUACCUUCCUCAGCACGGUAAAAAACUUCUACCGCAAGUUGCACGACGAGCAGAGCGCACUGCAUAAGCAGAAAUGGAGAACCCUAAAUGAGACCCUGACGGGAAGUGGCAUCGGUAGGAAGGGACCCCCCAACACAGUUAGAAGCAAACUAAAGGGACAAAAAAGCAAAGAGAAAAAAAUUGAAAGCAAAAAAAGGGAGUCCCACCAAUUACUACAUUCAAAAAUGGGCUUACACUUUCUAAAGUACAUAUAUAUGAAAUGUGAAAUGGAGAGCAAAACAUAUUUAUUAACAUUUAAGGACGUAAAGAAAAUCACAGCUGAUUUAAUGAAGCUUGUUUAUUUUAUUAUCUCCAUUAGUUGCUGUGAUGGUGGAGUAGUGGAUUGUGAAAUGGUGACGCUGGCUACACAAAUGUUGAAGCUACUUAUAAAGUUUCAUGAGGAAAAUGUCAAGUCGAUUUACAAAAUUUAUUUAUUCUCUCUUCCAGCUAGUAUUACCAACUUUUGUGACUACCUCACGACAGAUAUUUUUCGCUUAAAUGAAAUGAAAUUAAGUAGGUAUGGGUUGACCAAGCUGAUGAAGAAAGUGAUGGACCUGUAUGUAAACACUUAUUACCUGUUCAUCCUUUUUUCAAAUGUGGAAAAAUGCAGGGACAGUAACUUUUUUGUUGACAAAACGUUGAGUAUUCUUCUUAUGAAUUGUCUUUUCUUCUCUGAGCUGCACAAGUUGAAAGGCUCUCACGUUUUUAAAUUUUCCGUGAUCAAUUCCUUUUUGCACAUAAAUGAAGUGGGGAGGAAUUUAUUUUUGCUGUUCGCUGCGGGGGGCGGUGCUGAUGGGCAUGAUUGUCGCGUCUUGGGGGUGGAGCCCGGCGCGGACGCUGCUGCGGAUGCUGUAGCGGACUCUGCUGCACCAGGUGUGAGAAGCGAUAACUGCGUUCGAAGUGACAACCUGUGUGACCCCGCUGAGGAUAGCGAUGAGGCCUUUUGGAGCGAGCCUAACGGAGGCCCUGCCAAAACAAAGAGCAAAGAAUCCCCAGUGAAAGAAGCAAAUGAGGUAAGAAAAAGGGGCCAUCAAAACAGCAGCAGAGAGGACAGUCCCACGGUGAGCCCAACCAAGGUCAUGCAAAAUUGUCAAGAGGAUGAACAUGAGGAUGACCAGAAAGCGGACACACCAGAUAGAUCUGAUGGCACUCCAAACGAUAUUCCUCAAUCUGUACAUUUGUCUCCCCCAACGAACUUCACAAAGAGGGAAGAAAAUUCAAAAAAAAGAAUGAACCCCUUGCAUGCUUUGAAAAACCAACUGAAGAACCCAUCUCUCCUAAUCGACCUUAACAAAAACAUCAUUGAUCUGUAUUCAUUCGUCCUCGACUUAAAUUAUUUGAAGAUCCUUCUCUCCAUGUUAAACAUAUGUUUAUCCCCUGAGUAUUUUAUUUACGAGCCAGAGUUGCACCAGCAGUUCAUGGCCUUCGUGGAAAGUCACAAUUUGUGUGUGGGUGAUUUUUUGAGUGAUAUUAAGCGCGUCGGCCACAUCCUUGAGGGGAGCACAACGAAGAACAAGUGGGAAGGCAGCUCAUCCAGGAAGAAUGAAAUAGACAAUCCUCCCUUCCACAACCAAGACAGAAAAAAGCUGUACAUAUUUCUGCUCGCCCUGCACCUUGUCCUGCGCCUCAUAACGAUUUACCCGAACGAGUGCAUCACCAUAACAAACGAAACGAAGCUACACGAUAUUGUGAACUUCAACAAAAUUCUUUUUUCAAAUAUAAUCAUUGCAAAACAGCUGAACGAACUCAGUCAAAUUUCUAGUGAGUACAUUAACACCACAUUCCAGUAUGACCCCCUUACCAAGACACUAACAUUUAAGUACAAGAUAAAGGAAGACGACAGUGAGCAGUUCGAGGACGUCACUGCAAAGUUGACUUUGAUCUUCCUGCCCAACUACCCGUUCUCGCACAUGGUCAUAAGUGACAGGAUUGAGUCGUUGGACAAGAAGGCCCAUGUGCACAACUCCAUUAAGAGCAUGUACAAGUAUGCCCGGACAGGAAACAUAAACGAGAUGUUCGUAAAAUUUGACAGCAUUAUGAAUGGCUACUUUGAAAAUAAAUCCCAGUGCAACAUCUGUUUCAUGAUUUUGUACGAGACGAAGACUUGCGACAAGGCCUGCUCCCAGUGCGGCACUUCCUACCAUAGCUACUGCCUACACAAGUGGUUCCUGACGUCCCACAACACCAAGUGCCCAUCGUGCCAAAUGCAGUUCACCUAA
This is a messenger RNA of Plasmodium fragile, 6606 nucleotides long. RefSeq lists its product as uncharacterized. Gene Ontology annotation, biological process: ribosome-associated ubiquitin-dependent protein catabolic process; rescue of stalled cytosolic ribosome. Gene Ontology annotation, molecular function: ribosomal large subunit binding; ubiquitin protein ligase activity. NCBI's taxonomy places the organism in Eukaryota, Apicomplexa, Aconoidasida, Haemosporida, Plasmodiidae. Gene Ontology annotation, cellular component: RQC complex; cytosol. The coding region runs from base 1 to 6606 and encodes 2201 amino acids. The transcript is spliced from 9 exons. The record is from RefSeq and is a predicted model, not a curated record.